AUGGAGACUUUGAAUCACGUCGUAAGGCUGCUGGAGGCAUUCCGGGUUUUUGAUGCAGACAGUGAUGGUUUAAUCAGUUCAGCAGAGCUUGGUGGAAUCAUGGGAUCGCUUGGAUACAACCCAAGUGAAGCAGACAUACAGCAAAUGAUGCAACAGGGAGACACUAACCAUGAUGGACUUCUUAGUAUUGAUGAGUUUCUGAAUUUGCAUGCCAAGAACUCGGGAUUAGGUGGUGUGGCAAAUUCACUUGAAAGGGUUCUCCACGGUUUUGAUGUUGAUGGAGAAGAGUUUGUGACAGGGGAAGAACUGUUUGAAGCUAUUAGAACUAUAGGACAACAAGAACUCACCCUUCAAGAUUGCCAAUGUAUUGUUGCUUCCAUGGACGGCGAUGGAGAUGGCGCCAUCGAUGUGGAGGACCUCAGAGUCAUCGUGAAUGCCCUCCUCUAA
Messenger RNA from Oldenlandia corymbosa var. corymbosa, 447 nucleotides. NCBI's taxonomy places the organism in Eukaryota, Viridiplantae, Streptophyta, Magnoliopsida, Gentianales, Rubiaceae. The record is from the annotation of a GenBank genome assembly.